Molecule: messenger RNA, 2361 nt
Organism: Daldinia childiae
Lineage: Eukaryota; Fungi; Ascomycota; Sordariomycetes; Xylariales; Hypoxylaceae
Product: GTPase-activating protein gyp3
Exons: 1
Coding region: 1-2361 (786 amino acids)
Source: RefSeq, a predicted model, not a curated record
AUGAGCGCCCCCGAAACACCACGCGUAGAUAACUUCUCGAGACCUCGAAAACCGAGCAUUAAACAACCUUACAACGAAUCACCUCGUACAAUGGCUACUAAUCAACUUCCAACCGAACCGAGCCAUCUCGAUAUCUCACCCAGCCACCCUCUAUCAUGGACACGAGAACGCGGUCAAUCCAUCUCGUCCAAUAUUUCCGCUGCUACAUUUUCCUCUGUUCCCGGGCGACCUCCUCCUGAAAUGCACAGUCGGGAGCAUCUUCGGAGCAGAGGCCGACAGCCACAUCCUCCACCCACGCGAUUCCCCUUAUCGUACAACCGUGCCGAAAGUACUGGGCCGAGUUUCUCUAGGGACCCCAUCCAUCGCAUGGCAUCUUUGCCGAGCGAGGAGCUCAGGUCAAGUUAUCGAUCCCAACUCUCGGCAUCCACGGCCCAGGGGACGGUAGCAACUGAGAGGAGUAGCGUCGCGACUAAGAGCAGUUCAAUAACCUCGGUCUACGGAGCGGCGGAUGAUUCGCUUAGUAUUAAUGAUAUAAUGGGAAUGUACGAGAAGGGCUUCUAUGACGACUCAGCUCCCGAGGACAAUAAUGAGAUGGUAGACUCAAGGCCGGGCACUGCAAAAUCAGAAUUAAGUAGGAGGAGGACUGCCAUGCUAGACGCGAUGACCGUCUUCCUACCAACUCCAGAAUCGCCAAGCGCGACCUCCGAUUCUGGUCAGAUCGAGCAGGACUCUGUUUCUAUUUCUCACGACCCUGACGAACGUGAUUCCUUGCUCGCAGAGGUGCCCAGAGAGGUAUCUGAGGAAGCAUCUGAGGAAGUAUUUGAGGAAGGGCCUGAGGAAGGACUUGGGGAUAUGUCUGAAGAGAUACUCGAGGAUAUGCCUGAGGAGAUGCCCGAGAUAUUGGAGAGCACCCAUUUGGAUUCCCGUUCUAUUCGUACUUCUACUCGAAAUUCCACUCGGAAUUCUGCUCGAGAUUCAACUCGGAAUUCUACUCAGACGGAUAGCGAGGCGGUUAAUAUAUUAAUCGACGUGGAUGCAGUAGAUGCGGGCGCCGAGACUGAAGAUGAUACCGAGGACGGCUACAGCCCCUUACCCCCCUCGCGCCACCCGACCGUGUCGACUAUUGCGGAGGACGACGACGAGCGAGAUCGCUACGGGUUUCGGAAGAGUAAUCAGUACGUUAACCGGGAACAAUACGAUAACUGGAACCAAGGAUAUACCGAAUAUCUAGACAGAAGGCGGAAAAAGUGGACCGCCUUUCUUAGGGAGCAUGGGUUGAUGACGGAUAAUCCUAACCGGUUCCCCCCUCGAUCUAACAAGACGAAGCGGUUUGUUCGCAAGGGAAUACCUCCCGAUUGGAGGGGUGCUGCUUGGUUCUAUUACGCUGGAGGGCCUGCUGUUGUCGCGAAGCAUGCCGGCCUGUACGAUGGCCUUUUGAAACAAAAAGCUAAGAAUGUGGACGUCGAGGCUAUCGAGCGCGACUUACACCGCACGUUUCCGGACAAUAUCAAAUUUCGCUCCGGCCCUGUUUCCGUCCCUGAUAGCAGCCAACAAGCGCUUGCGAAAGAGACCGAGGAUAUCAUCCCCGUUGCUGAGAAGCCGAUGAUCGUAUCUCUCCGCCGUGUCUUGCACGCCUUUGCCAUCUAUAAUCCCAAGAUCGGAUAUUGCCAGUCGCUCAACUUUUUAGCAGGCUUACUCCUGCUUUUCGUGGAAAGCGAGGAACACGCUUUUUGGUUACUAAAUAUCAUAGCCCGAGUAUAUCUUCCUGGGACGCACGAAACUAGCCUCGAGGGCGCGAAUGUUGAUCUCGGAGUGCUCAUGUCGUCGUUAAGGGAGUCUAUGCCUAACGUCUGGGCUAAGAUCGGAGGUGAGCUGGACGGUACGGAUGUCGUAUGGUCAAAGAGCUGGAGGCACAGACAUCGAGCCGAGACGACUCGGCUUCCGCCUAUUACCCUUUGUAUGACCGCUUGGUUUAUGAGUUGUUAUAUCGGGACUUUACCCAUCGAGAGUACUUUACGUGUAUGGGACGUUUUCUUUUACGAGGGAUCCAAGACGCUAUUUCGAAUCGCUUUAGCAAUCUUCAAGAUCGGCGAGAACGAAAUCAAGGGCGUGGGAGAUCCUAUGGAGAUCUUCCAGGUGGUGCAGACGAUCCCUCGCAGGCUUAUCGACGCCAACGGUUUAAUAGAAGCCUGCUUCAAACGUCGUAACGGUUUCGGUCAUCUCAGCCAAGAAACGGUGGAGCAAAAGAGGCAAGAAAGAAGGGUUCAAGUUAAAGCCGAGCGAGAAAAGCAGACAGGCAAUAUCGUCUCGAUAGAUUCAGACUUCAAGAAGAAAGGCAACCUUUUCGGCCGACGUAGAUGA